Acomys russatus (golden spiny mouse) is the source of this 12356-nucleotide messenger RNA. It is a transcript of the gene Alms1, whose product is annotated as ALMS1 centrosome and basal body associated protein. The record is from RefSeq and is a predicted model, not a curated record. The transcript is spliced from 21 exons. Gene Ontology annotation, cellular component: centriole; cytosol; centrosome. Gene Ontology annotation, biological process: regulation of centriole replication. Bases 16 to 12018 code for a protein of 4000 amino acids. NCBI's taxonomy places the organism in Eukaryota, Metazoa, Chordata, Mammalia, Rodentia, Muridae.
GAACGCGACGCCAACAUGGAGCCGGAGGACCUGCCGUGGCCGGGCGAGCUGGAGGAGGAGGAGGAGGAGGAGGAGGAGGAGAAGGGGGAGGAGGAGGAGGAGAUGGAGGAGGUCGAGUCAGCGGCGGCGAUCGAGGAGGCAGAGGAGGCCGCGGAGGCCCGGACCUCUGAGGAGACUGUGAGAAUGGAAGAGUUUGAAGAGGCGGGGCCCGAGGUGGACUUGGAUUUUUACAGCGAGUCCCCGCGGCGGGAGAGCGCGGACGAGGAGGAGGACGAGAUGGCUAAAGUCUGGUUGGAGGCUCACCCUGGCCACUCUGUCAGACUUUUCCCUCCGCCCCCGUCCCCGCGGCACCUGUACGCUCCGGUCGAGCAUCUGAGCAAGACAGAGGUUGUUCCCCUGACUUGCCCUGUGUGGCAGCCAUCAGUGUAUCAAGACCAGACUUGUGCGCAGUUUUCCAACUCCAGUACAGUGUCGUUGGAAACAGCAGUGCAGUGGGGCUCUGGGGAGGAUGAGAGAGCAGGAUCUUGGCAUCAUCUUCCUCAGGAAAGGGACUCUUUGCAAACCCUGGAUACAUCUCAGACUGGGACUGGCAGACGAGAAGGAGCAGAAGUAACAGAGCUCCCCUCUCUGGAGGAAGGUGGAUUGGCUCAGUCACAGCGUCCAGUAAAGGAACCAAAGCUAGAUCUUUUGUGUUCUCCGUUGCUAGUGAUACAGGAUAAUUUUGCUGCUCCUGAUUUGCCUUUGCUGACAUGUUUGACACAAGACCAGGAGUUUGAGCCUGACUCCUUGUUGCAACAAAGCGAAUUAGAAUUUGCACCUUUGAGAAGUAUUUCUAAUAAGUCUGAAGAUCCUGAGUGGCUGGCUCGACCAUCAGAAGUCAGUGAAGCUUUAAUCCAGGCCACCUCAGAAACAUCCUCAGACUUGGUCAACAGUUGCCUGAGUAUAUCUCAGCACCCACUCACAGGAAGCACAACAUUUGGGUCUCAGCGAUCUCUUUUCCCAUCGGAACAAGAGAACAGUGGAGAGAAUGUGCCACCUAGGGCUCCUGAGGAGCCGAAAAGCCUGGAUGACUCUGCUCAUUAUGAUGUCCUGUAUUCAUAUAUGUCAUGGCAGACAGACAAGGACACUCAGCAGCCAGAAGGCAGCUUGGCUGAUAAAGACCACGUUUCCACUUCAACCUUGUCUGAUGUUAGUGAUGAAAGCAUAGCUGCUAAAAGAAACAAUGCGUUUGAUGCUUCUUGUUCACGUGUGCAGUAUUGGCAGCAGGAAGCCUUACAGCAGACCGAAGCAUGUGUAGCCAGGGUGGACCAAGCUGCGUUCCCGUGUGAAGUUACCCCUCCUCCUAGUAAAAUGCCAUACUCUUUCCUGCGAUGCAUGUUGGAAAGAGCGAAGGGGGCUCUCUUGACCUCUGGUCACCAUCGUGAGAAUGCUUGUUUAAGGGUCCCAGCUGAGGAUGAGAUGAGUGAAAAGAAUGAUUCUUUGGAAGAUUAUGAAGGAAAUGAAGAUCUGCAGAAAGAAUUGUCUCAAUUUUUUAAGCAAAAGGAAACUAGAAAUAAUUUGGCAUAUACUCAGGUGCAUUCCAAAUCAUCAGAGAUAAAGUGUAGUGGGAUGGUUGCCGUCCAUGACAGUCAUAAACAAGUUUCAGAAGCACAUGUCCUCUCCAGAGGACUUGAUAUCUCUAAUGUGGAGGGUUCUGGUGGUCCUCUUCGGACAGGUAAAUCCAACUUGGAUGAGACAUCAGAACAGCGGCAUUUUCAAGAGGAAAGAAGCCAAAAGGCAGCUUUUGGUGAGAAAAGUGUUGAUGCUACUAAAAAUGUAGCCUUUGAGGCAGUGAUUGCUUCAAUUGAGCCUUCCAAGCAAGAGAGUCCUAUAAGUGAAAUCCAAACUGACAGCAACAAACCAUUAGCAGAUGACAGCCAAUGGAGAGAAUCCCCCAAACCAGAUCUUUCCCCAUUGAAUUGUAAAGAUGAAAACUCGUUCAUCGGUAAGCUAAAGCAUCCAAAAUACCAGUCUAUUCCUGGAGUGUUUGAACCAGCAGAUUCAAAACCACUGUCGCACAAAGAAGAUGCUAGCUCCCUGUGUUGGUACCCAGAUUUCAAAUCACCCCCUAAUGCUGCUCAGAACAUGCUCAGUAAGCCUGUGUCUGUCAUUGCAGAGGUUAGCUCAUCUCCUUUAAGGGAAAAAGCUUACAACCAGGCUGUUGGCCUUGGGAAAACACAACCACCUUCAUUUCAGUGCGAUAUAAACAAUCUUGGCCUUACAGAUAAGGUAGGAUCUUCAAACAUUAAUUUUGCAAAGAAAGUAUCAACUUGGGGGUUACAAGAUUUAAAGCAGCAGAUCUUUGAAGAAGUUGCAGAUUCCUCAGGCUUUAAUUUGGGGGACAUUUCUAAAGGAGGCAAAGCUGCAAUUACUCAAUCCAAGUUGAAAUCAGAUACCACUCUUGGAGACUCAGACAUUGGAACAUAUUCGUCUUUGUUCCUUAAAGAUUUAAGUCAGUUUGCUGUAAGUUCUCAUCAGACCACUGUUGGUCACCACACUUACACUGUCAACCAGUUAGAUGACAACCUGGAAAAAUACUGGGUUUUCCCUGUGUGGGUUGUACAUGGAGGCAGUCUGUCUGAAGAGGCUCCCAAAGCUUCCGCGCAUCUUGGACCAGCUGCCCCAAACACUGGGCCGUCACCUGUAAUCCCUACUACCUAUUCACAAAGAGAAAACCCCAAUCGUUUAUAUCAAGAGGGCUUGCUGGAUGGCUAUCGCUUUGGUCAGGAACUGAGAGUUUCAGCAUUUCCUGGACAAGCUGACCAGAAGAAUGGCUUAUCAACAGGGACCCCUACUUUGUAUUCACAAAGAGAGACAGCUGAUAUUUUCUAUUAUCAAGCCCUGACAGCUGGUCAUUUACCUGAAGAGACUCCAAAGGCACCAGCUACUCCUAGGCCAACUGACCAGAAGUUUGAUGUUUCAGCUUCAGCAUCUACUCCCUACACAUAUACUGUUUUAUGCCAACAAGAGGUGGCUGAGCAUCGCUUAAGAGAAGAGCCUAUGCAAGGUUCAGCUCUUACUGGCUCAGCUGUCCAGAACACUGGGAUAACUGCACUGGCCUCAACUUCUUAUUCAUGUGGAGAAAAGCCUCAGACUUUGUAUCACCAAGCUUUGCCCAAAAGUUGCUUGAGUCAGCAGACUUGGAAGGUUCCUGCUGCUCCUGGAUCUGUUGACCAGAAGAUAGGAGCGGCAGCCAUCCCUUCUCCCUACUCACAUGGAGCAAAGCCUGUCAGUUUCUCCCAAGAGGAGUUGCCGGAAAGGCGUCUUAUUGAAGAGUCUUGGAAAGUGACGCUUGCUCCUAGGCCAGCUGGCCAGAAGCCUGAGAUGCCAACAAUGAGUUAUUACUCAAAGGGAGUGAACCCUGUUUUCUAUCAGCGUCCUCUGUCAGACAGUCGAGGCAAAGAGCCUCUGGAUGUUGCAGCUGUUUCUGGACCAGCUGAGACGGCCUGGUCCCUAGCAGUAACCUUUGAUUCCCAGCUACAUAAAGAGGCAGCUAACGCUUUCCUCCAGCCAACACUAUCAGACAGUCAUCUAACUGAAGAAACAUUGCCAGUUUCGGUUAUUCCUGGCCGAGGUGACCAAAAGACCCCUUUAUCAUCAGAAUCAUCUCUUGUCUACUCUCACAGAGAAAAGAACCUGCCAGAAGAUGUGAAAGUUUCCACUGACUCUGGGUCUGCUGGUAAGAAGGCUGACAUUCCAACUGUGUCUUCUAGUGUCUACCAGCACAAAAAGGACCCUUACCACCAGGAGUUGCCAGGCAGUCAUGUACCUGCAGAAACUCAAAAGGUUGCUGACCCAAAAUCUGAAGGUUUUCACCCAUAUAGUGAGAUGCCCAGGGUUUUCUAUCAGCAGGAGUUGCCAGAGAGUCAUUCAACAGAAAAAUCUACAAAAACAUUUAUCCCCGGCCUGGCUGACCAGAAGCCUGAUCUGUCAGCAGUCCCCCUUACUUCCUCCUCACAUGCAGAGAAGCUUAUUUUCCCCAACCAGUUAAUCCUGCCAGGUAGUCAGCUACCUGAAGAUGCUUUUAAAACUACUUCCGUUUCUAUGUCAUCUGAUGAGCUAUCUGGAAUAUCAGCUGUAACCUCUGCUUUCUACUCAUACAAAGAGAGGCCCAGUAUGUAUCAGCAGAAGUUUCCAGACAGCUACCUAACUGAAGAGGCCCAGAUAGUCUCGGGUACAACUGAAGCAGUAGAAUGGAAGAUAGGAACACCAACAGUAACCUCUACUUCCUGUUCACAAAAAGGAAAGCCUAGUAUUUCCUACCAGCAGGCCCUGCCAGGUGGUCCUCUCUCUGAAGAGGCUCUGCAAGCUUCAGCUGCUCCUAGGCCAGUUGACUAUAACAUAGCUACACCAAGGCCUAGAUCCAUCUCACAAAGAGAGAAGCCUGCUGUUUUUUACCAGCAGGCCCUGCCAGGUGGAUAUUUUCCUGGGAAAAGUGUGACAGUUGCAGCCGCUCCUGGGCCGCCUGACGAGAACACUAGGACAUUAACCAAAUCUGCAAGUUCCUGCCCCCCUGGAGAGCAGUCCCUCAUUUUCUCCCAGCCUGGUUUGCCAGCCAGUACUCUAAAAGCAGAGCACUUAAAGAUGGCGGCAGCUGUUUCUGGACCAACUGAGCAGAAGACUGGCACACCAGCAGGGCCUUCAGGUUCCCUCUCCUUUGGAGAGAAGUCCAAUAUUUUCUACCAACAGGCCUUGUCAGAUGGUUAUCUUCCUAAAGAAGCAUCUCCUGGACCAGCCGCCCCGACGGCUGGGGAGCCACCGGUAUAUUCUACUUCCAGAGAGAAGCCCAUUAUUAUCUACCACCAGUCUCUGUCCGACAGUCAGCUCGCUAAGGAGGAUCACAAGGUGUCAGUUUCUGAGCCAGCUGACCAGACGACUGACGAGCCACCAGAAUAUUCUACUAACUAUUCUUUCAGAGAGAAGCCCAUUAUUAUCUACCACCAGUCUCUGUCUGACAGUCAGCUCACUAAGGAAGAUCACAAAGUGCCAGUUUCUGAGCCAGCUGACCAGAUGACUGAGGAGCCACCAGAAUAUUCUGUUAAUUAUUCUUUCAGAGAGAAGCCCAUUAUUAUCUACCACCAGUCUCUGUCAGACAGUCAGCUCACUAAGGAAGAUCACAAGGUGUCAGUUUCUGAGCCAGCUGACCAGACGACGGGGCCACCUCUCCUCACCUCUUUAUUAUAUUCAAGUCCAGAGAACAUGCUUGCUUCUCACCACCAAGAGUUGCCAGAUAGUGAUCUAACUGAAAACACUAAGAAAGUUUCAGUUGUCCCUGGACCAACUGACCACAAGACUGGAAUCCCAACAGCACCUUCUGCUUCCCACGCACGUGAAGAGAAGCCUACUGUUUCUUACCAACAGGAUUUGCCGGAUCUUACUGAAGAAGCUUUGGAAAUUUUAGGUGUUCCUGGAGUAGUGCCUUCCUCACGUGAUGAGCCUGCCCUCCUCUCUUACCAGCAGAAGGUAGGAGGUCUUACUGAAGUACCUUUGAAAGCAGCAGCCUCUGGCUCUACUGAUCAAAAGCCUGGGGCACAGAUAAUCUCCACCUCAAGGAGAGAGAAGCCCUGUCCUCAUCCACAGGAGCUGCCAAGCACCGCUGGGGAUGCAGCAGGGGCUUUUGUUUGUCCUGCACGAGUUGUCCAGAAGGGUGGGAAAACAACAGAACCUUCAAGCUACUCCCCACAGGAGUUGCCAGCCAGCCAUCUCACAGAAGGGACUCUGAAAGUGUCAGCUGCUUCUGCACCCGGAGCACAGAGGCCUGGGACACCAGCAGGGCCUUCCAUUUGCCACUUCCAUAGAGAAAACUUCAGUGAUUUUUGUCAAAAGGCCUCACCAGGUUGUGAUCUAACUGAAAAUUCUCUGAAGGCUUCAACUGUUCCUGGGCAAUCUGACCAGAAUAGGAGACCUGCAGUCUCAUCUUAUUCCCACUCACUGAAGGAGAAACACGGGAUUUCAGCUGCAGAUCUGCCGGAUGACCAGAAGACUGAGCUGCCAACAGUUACUCAUAGGCCUUGCUUACAUAGAGAGAAGCCUGUAAUUCCAACUGUGAACAGACAAGGUGACCAAAAGACUCCAUUACCAACAGGUUUUCAUGGUUCCUGUGCUCAAAAAGUAAAACCAGUUAAUACUGUUCAAAAACAGUUGUCAGACAGCGAUCAAAGUGGAGAUAUUCCGAAGGUUUCAACUGUCUCUGAGCCAACUGCUGUAAAGGCAUGUGUACCAGUACCUCUGUGUGGUUCUUAUUCACACAGAGAGAAAUCGGAUACAUUUCACCCACAGGAACUGCCAGACCAACAUCUAACUGAAGAUGCUCUGAAGGUUUCAAGUGGUCUUGGUCAAGCUGACCAGAUUUCUGAUUUACCUACAGUUUCUCCUGGUAUUUAUUCACACAGUGAAAAGCACCAACUUGUUUCAGAACAUGUCCAGAAACUGAUAGAUAAUUUGAAUUCUCCUGAGUCUUGUGCCAGUGCAAACAGUAUGCCUUUAAAUUCACAAAUUGAUGAUGGGGUUACCAUAUGUAAGCCAGAAUCUUCAGGUUUUGGUGAUGUUGCCUAUGAAAUCCGGGAUAUAGAUCAUGGCUCCAAAACUCUUAAAGAAAUUCAGACUCUUUUAAUGGAGGCAGAAAAUAUAGCACUGAAACGAUGCAAUUUUCCUGCUCCUUUGGUACCCUUCAGAGAUGUUUCGUUUAUACAAUCCAAAAAGAUGGUUUGCUUCAAAGAGCCCUCCACAACUGAUGUGUGUACCCAGAGGGGGCCAUUUACAGAAGAAAUUCCAUGCACGGACUGUGUACAGAAGGACAUUGGCACACAAACGAACCUUAAGUGCCAGAGGGGUGUUGAAAAUUGGGAGUUUAUUAGUUCAACCACCAUUAGAAAUCCUCUCCAGGAAGCAGAAGGCACAGCUAGAGUGGCGUUGGAUGAAACUUUCAGGCACUAUGAGACUGCCAGGUCUGUAGUGAGGUCUGAACCUGAAGGUUGCAGUAGAGGCAUCAGGAACAAAAUUAUUAUCCCUAUGAUGACAUUCAUAAAGAGUGACUCGAGUAGUGACGUAAGUGAUGGUUGCUGCUCAUGGGACAGUAAUUUACCGGAGACUUUAGACUCCGUUUCUGAUGUUUUUCUAAAUCUCUUUCCGUAUACUUCACCCAAGACAAGUAUAACAGAUAGCAAAGAAGAAGAGGGGCUGUCAGAGAGUGAGGAUGGCUGUGGUAGUGUAGACUCACUGGCCGCACAUGUGAAGUGCCUCCUGCAGUGUGAAUCCUCACUGAAUCAAGCCAAGCAGAUACUUAGAAAUGCAGAGGAGGAGGAGUGUCGGGUCCGGGCCCGAGCCCGAGCCUGGAAUCUAAAGUUCAACUUAGAACACGACUGUGGAUACUCCAUUUCAGAAUUGAACGAAGAUGACAGGAGGAAAGUAGAAGAGAUAAAGGCAAAGUUGUUUGGUCAUGGAGGGGCGACUCGCUUGUCUGAGGGCUUACAGAGUCCACGGGGAGUAGGAAGUGUGCCCGAAGCUGUAUGUGGUCACAUUAUUUUUGAGAGCCAUGAGAAAGGAUGUUUCAGGACUCUUACUGCUGAACAGCCACGACCAGACAGCCGCCAUUCUGUUUUCCGGUCUGUUGAACCUUCAGACUUGACUAGAGGACACCGGAGCCCAACAUCAUGGAGAGGCAGGCACACCAACCUUUCCACAUCGAUAGAUCAGAGCAAUCCCCAUUUCAAAGUUGAGAAUUCCUUUCAGUUACAGAGUCAUCUCCCAUUUCAAAACCUUGCACCCAAUGACAUCAAAAUUAGCAAGAGUAUUGGAAUGCCAUUCCAUGCAAACAUGGACCCCCAGCCAUCAGAAUUAGUAGAACCUACUUAUGUGCCAGCUAAAGAAAUGGAUUUUCCUUCCUCAUCACAAAUACUGCCCCCUGACCCCAAGAAGCAGUUCACUACCUCCGUCACUUUCUCUUCUCACAGACACUCUUACAUUUCCGAUUCCUCUGUUUUUAAGGUUGGUGUUACUGCAGGUAGCCAGUGUACUGGACCAACUUUAGGGGUGUUUACGCCUCAUACCCCUGAAGAGCAGAUUUCUCCUAGAAGUCUUAAACAGAAAACCUCUUCUCAUUUAUCACUUAAAAGACAGAGUCAUUCACCAGUGACUAUUUUAGCUGAAGGUAGUAAGCAAAGGCAAAAAUUACCUCUUGAUUUUGAGCAUUCUCAUCAAAAAGAAAAACUCUUAAAAAGAUCAGAUUUUAAAGUCAGCCCUUCUGAAUCCAGUGUCAGUACAGAUUAUCGUGGUUUCAGGAGAGUUCAGUUUUCUGAUACGGACACCAGCAUUAGCCCAGACAAACUCAGUUCUGCACUAGAGGUGAAAGAGAAGAAUGUAACUAUAACUCCUGAUCUUCCUUCUUGCGUUUUUCUUGAACAACGAGAGCUCUUUGAACAAAGCCACACCCCAUAUACAGAUCACCUUAUGAAAAAAUACCCUUCUGCCUUUUGUCCAGACAUUGCCUCUUGCAUUUUUCUUGAGCAGCGAGAACUCUUUGAGCAGAGCAAAGCUCCACAUGUAGCUCGUGAAGUAAGGGAAGACCCUGCUUUCUUUCCUGAGUGCCAGGAUUAUAUAGUUGCAGACUUUCCUUGUCCUGAUUUUCUUGAUCAGCAGCAGUGCAGAUCCCCAGAUGUAGAUGGCCACAUGAGAGAAGAGCGGUGCCUUUUUUCUCACGGUCAGGAUUGUGCAGUAGAAAAGACUCUGCAUACACCUCAGCCGUGCUUUUCUAAUAUAAAUGUUGAAGCCACGGUCAGUAAUAUCCCCCAGUCAGGCCCUGACCACUGUGCAGCUGUGUCUCCUCCACCUUCAAAUAGAAAAGCACUUUCAUGUGUUUGUAUAACUCUUUGUCCCAAGACUCCCUCCAAGUUGCAUAGUGAAACCUUAGAUGAAAGGUUUCAUUCAUUGGAUCCUGCUUCUAAAACAAAGAUUAAUAGUGAGUUUAAUGCUGAUCUGCGAACUAUAUCUUCAAGGUCAUUGGAACCAACCUCCAAAUUACUGACCUGUAAACCUGUAGCCCAGGAUCAAGAAUCUUUAGGUUUUCUAGGACCUAAAUCUCGACUGGACUUGCAAGUCGCACAGUCUUCUCUUCCAGCUAGUAAGACCAUUUCUCAGGACUUGAAAACCAAACCUCCUCAGAAUAGCCAGAUAGUAACCUCAAGGCAAACACAAGUGAACAUUUCAGAUUUGGAAGAAUAUUCCAAACCAGAGGGGACUCCAGUGUCUGCGGAUGGUUUACAAGAACAGAGUAAAGCUCCCUUUGCUAUGUCCUCUGGCAAGUUAUCAUCUGAUGCGGUCACUCAGAUAACAACAGAAAGUCCAAAAAAGACCACGUUUUCAUCUGAAAUUUUUAUUAAUGCUGGUGAUCAUGGACGGGAAGCUCCCGACCCCAUAGAACAAAAGCCAUCCAAGUUCACCUCAUCAUCCUCAGUGCAGCGAGUCACAGCUUCUCAUGACAAACACGCCCAGCCUGAACUGUUGCCAUACAAGCCAUCUGGUAUUUCGAGGAUGUACUAUGUUCCACAUUUAAAAACAGUCUCUUCAUGUCUGGAUUCCAAAUCAGAUACCACUAUUGAAAGCUCACAUUCAGGGUCCAAUGAUGCUAUUGCCCCAGCCUUUCCCCCUCAAGUGCUAGGCACAAGAGACGAUGACCUCUCCGGCACUGUGAACAUUAAGCACACAGAAGGGAUCUACAGCAAGAGGGCUGCAGCAAAGGGGAAAACACCCUCGCAGAAAGAUACCAGUAGUACCACUGUACAAGUCAGAAAAACUGAAAACCUGCCAGACACUAAAUCCAUUAAACAGGAGGAGGAGAUCCAUGUUAAGAGGACCAUCCCUCAGGAACUCUGCCCAGAGAAGGACAGCUCCUUAGAGAUAGAUAUUUCAGAAUCUGAAUGCCAUUCCGCAUUUGAAAACACCACGCACUCUGUCUUCAGAUCAGCCAAGUUUUACUUCCAUCAUCCAGUGCACCUGCCCCAUGAGCAAGACUUCUGCCCUGAGUCUUUGGGAAGGAGUGUUUUCAUGCAGCAUUCUUGGAAGGAUUUCUUUCACCAUCAUUCAAAACACAGCUGCCUUCCUCCCCCUGGCCCAAGUGUGGACAAGACCAAGAUGGAUUACACCAGAAUUAAGAGCCUCAGCAUCAAUUUGAAUUUGGAAGACAAUGAGAAGAUGUGUACUGCCAAGGAUCAGGCCAGAAACCCAAAAGGCCAAAGACAGACGGAUGACCAAAAUAGAGAUAAGAACGUCACCCCAGAAUUAAGGACACAGUGCACCGUGACGUUGAAUGAACUCUGGAACAAGUACCAGGAGCGACAGAAGCAGCAGAAAGCACCUGACGACUGUGAUAAGAAAGAGCUCUCUUUGGUAGAACGACUUGACCGGUUGGCUAAACUGCUUCAGAAUCCCAUCACACACUCUCUCCAGGCCUCAGAAAGUACACAAGAUGAUAGCAGAGGGGGACCAGGAGUGAGGGGGUUGACUGGGAGGAGGCAACACCAACAGAAAAACAAGCAGCAGAGGAAGUGGAGUAAAAGCUUAGCAAGGGGUCAAAGUGCAGGUGAUGUUAGGAAAGGCAGAGUGCCUUCUUCUCAUCACAGUGGGAAAUCCAGUCAGAUUAAAAUUGAUCAGAUUAAAUUAGAUAAAUACAUCCUGAGAAAGCGGCCAGAUUUUAAUUAUGUCACCAAUACCUCCUCAGAUUCUAGACCCUCAGAGGAAAGCGAGCUCCUCACAGAUAGUCCCAACAUUUUUUCCAGCACUACUUCUCCCGUGGACUCGGACAUAUUGACCCAAACUGAUAGGGACGUGACUUUAAACGAAAGGAGCAGCUCCAUAUCCACCAUUGACACAGCCCGGUUGAUCCAAGCUUUUGGCCAUGAAAGACUGUAUUUGUCACCCAGGCAAAUUAAAUUAUACAGCAGUGUCACUAAUAAGCAGAGGAGAUACCUGCAGAAGCGAUGCAAGCACACCACGAUGGCAGUGAACACAGGCUGUCCCCAAGUGACUGCUGAGCACACCAGAAGGAGGCACAUCCAGGUGACAAAGCCCAUGGUUUCUUCUGAUUCCUUUUCGUCUGCUGAUAGUUUCUUGAGCUUGGACUCUACUCUGUUCAAUGAGGGAAAUGUGCACAAGCUGAACAAGGGUGUACAAGCUGGUAACUUGGAGAUUGUGACUGGUGCCAAAAAAUACACUCGGGAUGUUGGGAUGACGUUCCCAACUCCCAAUUCUAGUGAGGCCAGAUUGGAAGAGGACAGUGAUGUAACUUAUAGGCCAGAAGAAAACGCCAAAGAGAAGAAGUUCCUUACCAAUUAUCUGCAGGCCAGAAACUUAAGGAAGAACAAGCCAAAUCCCCAUGAAGGAGUCUCAUGGUUUGUUCCUGUGGAAAAUGGAAAGUCUGGAUCUAAGAAGGAAAACGUGCCCAAGAUUUACAGCUCUGGCAUCUCCUGGUUUGAACCAGUGACCAAAACCAAACCCUGGAGGGAGCCACUGAGGGAACAGAACUGGCAAGAGAAAAUCAGUAGUGGGUCCCUGGGAGGCCCAGGCCCAGGCAGAGAGAGUGGCCGGGUUUUUCUUAGGCCAUUUGUCAGAGUAACCCUGCAGGAAGCACUUCAGCUUCACAGACCUGACUUCAUCUCUCGCUCUGGGGAGCGGAUAAAGCGCCUGAAGUUACUAGUCCAGGAGAGGAAGCUACAGAACCUGUUCCAGAACGAGCGGGAGGCCCUGUUCAACGCAGUGCGGCCCCUGCCUAGGAGAGUCUGCCUGGCCAUCCAGAAGAACAAGCCUAUCGGAAAGAAGGAAAUGAUGCAGAGGACCAAGCGGAUUUAUGAGCAGCUUCCAGAAGUAACAAAGAAGAGAGAGGAGGAGAAGCGGAAAUCAGACUAUAAAUCCUACCGACUGCGAGCUCAGAACUAUAAAAUGAGGGUAACCAAUCAGCUCCUGGGGAGAAAAGUGCCGUGGGACUGACAUGAGACUACUCAGAGCCUGGGUAUACUGUGUUAUAAGCCCAAAGAAGCUAAUUUAUACUUUAAUGAGUAUGAUUUAAUAAAGUUUUGUCUUUGUCUCCAUGUAGUUUAGUAGCUGUGGGAUCUGGGACUGCAGCAUGGCAGCUGGUGGUUUGGAAGCAGGCCUCCCUCCCUCUGCUGAGGUCUUGCUCGCAGGCUGUGCCUUAGGGCUUCACUCAUAGCAAAGCAAGCAGCAGAAGGUAAUUUCUUUCCCAUCUGGGGAGGAGCAGGGAGCUGGGCAGCGUCUGCCCUGCUGUGUAAGACAUGGGCUCACAGAAUGGAGUCAGAGCUUGCUGUGGU